AUGCAGCUCACCUUUCCAGACGAUAGGGUCAAAAAGUCCCACCUACCCGAUGGUGGUGAUAUAGGCUUGUGCUCUGGCUCUGGCUCCAACAACGUGGAUCCUACCCCCCAGUCCACAAAUGAACCUGUUGAGAGCCAUGCUCCUACGACCUCUUCCACCACUGUCGGAAAUAAUCCCAGCAUUGAAACCAUCACUGAACCCAUUACUUCCACCGACACUGGUGGCUCCCUUGCUGUUGGCACCAGUGAAGCCCUUGAGACCAACGAAGUUGAUGAUGAUCGCCAAGCUCGAGUAAGGGCCAAAAGGGCUCGAUACAGAGCCAGAGCCAAGGCUCGAAAGGCUAGCGAGUCUGAAGAUACUGCCAAUGGCGGUGGUGAGAUUGUUGGAGGUGCCGAAGUUGAUGCAAUUGAUAGGUCUCCGGUUGAAGGCACUAAGAAAAAGAAGAAGCGUGCGAAGCGCAGGAAGGCGUCGUCCGGCACUGACGGGAUGGAUGAGAUCAAUGUGGAGGAACUGGCCAUCAAUGAUGGUACUACUGAUGACGAAGGAGAUAUGGGCAAGAUGGAUACUCAGUCGACCUCGACCAUCGCCUCUGACGUCCGGGAAAAGAAUGAGCCUGGACUCUAUAGCCCGGACCUUCCCUUUCCUCAGCGCCUCGAGAUUUGCAUCAUGCGCUUCCGCGAGCAGGCAAAGCUUGAUCAAAAGAAAUCCAAGUUCUUCAACGAGUAUUUAUUCCUGGGAGGCGUCAACGCCCACGUCCCUCUCAGCUAUGGCAGUGACAGCAAGGCUAUGGAUGAGGGAGACGUUGUCCAGGCCCAUCUCGUCGCCUCAGAGGGCAAGCUUUACGGCUCGCCUGAUGACCUCCAGUACUAUGAUCCCAAUGACCCUGGUGACUGGUCUGUUGACUGGUAUAGAGUGGUGGCCGGCUACAUCUCCGAGGCCGUCCCUCGAAUGAUCUGGCAGACCGAGACCGAUCCAAAGGACCAAAUGCUUAUCGCCAUCGACGUUGUCGCGGACUUUUUGAAGUACGUGCUGAAGCACAAAGUUUGCGACGAAUACAGCGACGACAUCAAGAAGGCUCUCGGGCUUUGUGACGAAGGAAAGACUGACAUGGCCACGAUCUUUGACUGCACUCGAAAGCUACCCAGCUUCUUCAACGACGUUCUCCUGGGCCUCUUCGCUGGUGACGGCAACGACAAUACCCCGUUCCAGAUUAGCGAUGCGACGAAGUGCAACGAGAGGGAGCUUCUUCUGAUGGCGGCGGUCGGAGUUCACGCCCUGCCCCACGUAUACGCCAACAUGCGCAGCACCUCGGUCAUCCAAAUCACCAAUGUCCAAGAAUUCGAUCUUCAGAUCCUGGGUGUUCAUCGAUCGAAUCACCAGCAGACCAUGCUUUUCAACUCGCAUCUCAAAAUCCAUGGAAUCGACAGCGACCUUAACCUCGGAUACGUCACCGUCAAACAUGUUGUUCUCCCCAGCCUCGUGUUUGACGGAGAGCCUGCGCGAGUCCCCCGCAAGGGUGUUGACCGCAUCAUCAUGGAGGACAGUAUCCUCCAGCACUUGAAGCGGGGAUUCUUCAUCCGCGUGAGACUUGCCGAGCUCAACAUUGGCCUCAUGUUCAUGGUUGAGUGUCCCACCAUUCUUCCGUGCUUCCAGACCCUGUUGCCCCAGGUGCUUAUGCGUCGCUAUAAGCGAGGUCCUCCGCGCAAGGCCGCUCGUACCGUGAAGGAUUUCUUUGACGAGGAUUUGUACAAAAAUUAG
Messenger RNA from Scedosporium apiospermum, 1758 nucleotides. RefSeq lists its product as uncharacterized. The record is from RefSeq and is a predicted model, not a curated record. The transcript has 4 exons. Bases 1 to 1758 code for a protein of 585 amino acids. NCBI's taxonomy places the organism in Eukaryota, Fungi, Ascomycota, Sordariomycetes, Microascales, Microascaceae. Gene Ontology annotation, biological process: regulatory ncRNA-mediated gene silencing. Gene Ontology annotation, cellular component: ARC complex.